Messenger RNA from Aphanomyces invadans, 459 nucleotides. RefSeq lists its product as hypothetical. The transcript has 3 exons. Bases 1 to 459 code for a protein of 152 amino acids. The record is from RefSeq and is a predicted model, not a curated record. NCBI's taxonomy places the organism in Eukaryota, Oomycota, Saprolegniomycetes, Saprolegniales, Verrucalvaceae.
AUGGAGGUUUGCCCAUGGAACUGCGUCAAAGGAAAGGUCGGGGCCGAGACGAUUCGUUCGGCGGGUGAUUGCUUUCAUGUCAUCCUGGUGUCCGACAUACGGAAGCUUGCAUCGAACGCCGUCACGUUGAGCAGUCGCAGCACGGUGGAAGGAAAACCACAGGAAGUCGAGAUGCCCGGCGUCAUGUCGAGCAAACAAAUGCACAAGUUGCAUGGCGCAGCGCGAAGAGGAAGCAUCGCGGUGUCGGCUCCAGUGUUGGAGUACAAGACUCACGCGAUCGCGUCGGUCGUGGCGCAAGGCCUCCUCGAAGUCUGCGUCAAUACCAAGCGCUUCCAUGGCAACUUUACCUGUGACAUCGGGCUCGAAGGUCUCCACUCUGCCGUGCUCCAAACGAUGGGCUUUCUCUUCCUCCUCCAGGUCUUCACGUUCUUCAUGUCGACCGCGGCGCCCUUCGUCUAG